This is a messenger RNA of Neocloeon triangulifer, 2115 nucleotides long. Its product is annotated as GMP reductase 1-like. Gene Ontology annotation, molecular function: GMP reductase activity. Bases 235 to 1281 code for a protein of 348 amino acids. Lineage: Eukaryota; Metazoa; Arthropoda; Insecta; Ephemeroptera; Baetidae. The record is from RefSeq and is a predicted model, not a curated record. Gene Ontology annotation, cellular component: GMP reductase complex. Gene Ontology annotation, biological process: nucleotide metabolic process. The transcript is spliced from 6 exons.
CAUCAGGCAGGGUACCACGGCAGGGGUGUCUUCACGUUCACGGUACGGACGGUGUCUGCAAAAAGCACCAGGGGAGACGUUGCGGGCGCCGGGGCGAAUCAGUGCCAGUUGAUGGAGAUCGAGGCUCGCAAGCAGAUCGGCCGGCGCUUUUAGCAAGACAAAGAGAAGAGAGCCCGGGCUAUUUUUAGCAGAGGUGUUGAGACUGACGUUUAAUUGCUACCUCGUCCUGCAGCCAUGCCCAACAUCCAGAACGACAUCAAGCUGGACUUCAAGGACGUCCUGUUGCGGCCCAAACGGAGCACCAUCAACAGCAGGGCCGACGUGAACCUGGUCAGGGAGAUCACGUUCCGGAACUCGAAGCGCAGCUACAAAGGCAUUCCCAUCAUCGCCUCCAACAUGGACACAGUGGGCACCUUCGAAAUGGCCAUUGCGCUGAGCAAGCACGGAGUCUUCACAACGAUCCACAAGUACUAUUCUCCUGAGGAGUGGCGACAGUUUGCCACUGACCACCCCGAGUGCCUUGGAAACGUGGCCGCCAGUUCCGGAACGGGUCAGGCCGAUUUUGAGAGACUGCAGCAAAUCCUAAAAGACGUUCCUGAAAUCUCGUACGUCUGUCUGGACGUGGCCAACGGGUACUCGCAGCACUUCGUCGAAUACCUGCGCAAAGUCCGAGCCGCCUACCCGACGCACACAAUCAUUGCUGGCAACGUGGUCACGGGCGAAAUGGUCGAGGAACUCAUCCUCUCGGGCGCCGACAUCAUCAAGGUCGGCAUCGGCCCCGGCUCGGUGUGCACGACGAGGCGCAAAACUGGAGUGGGCUACCCACAAUUGAGUGCCGUACUCGAGUGCGCUGACGCAGCACACGGCUUGGGAGGCCACAUUAUUUCGGAUGGAGGUUGUACAUGUCCAGGAGACGUGGCAAAAGCUUUUGGUGCAGGCGCCGAUUUUGUGAUGGUCGGAGGAAUGCUGGCAGGACACGACGAGAGCGGCGGAGAGAUAAUUGAAAAGAAUGGCAAGAAGUACAAGCUCUUCUACGGCAUGUCGUCCAACACGGCCAUGCAGAAGCAUGUCGGAGGCGUUGCUGAAUACAGAGCUUCAGAAGGAAAGACGGUCGAGGUGCCGUAUCGAGGACCUAUUGACGUGACAAUCCUCGACAUCCUGGGAGGGCUGAGGUCAGCCUGCACCUACAUGGGUGCAGCCAAAUUGAAGGAACUCCCCCGAAGAGCCACUUUUAUCAGAGUAUCGCAGCAAAUCAACAACAUCUUUGGUUUCAGCGACUAGUCAUCAGUUUUUAAUUAAAAAGAAAGCUUCUUUGCUUUAGCGCUCUGGUUCCGUCAAGAUAAAAUAUCGUCUGUGUAGCCUAGUCAUAUGUUUGUAACGCGCACUUGUCACUUUCUGUGCUUUAUUUUCUUCUUUACGUGAGGCGAGUCGAUGUUGUAUUUGAUUGCGGAAAAUACCUCACUUAUGUUUGUUCGCUUGAAAUAUGGUUGGGAAAAGUUGAUGCAGCUUGGCAGCCGAAGAUGCAUUUCAGUGUUAAUGAACCUGCACAAAUUUCUUCUAGAUAAGCAGUGGUGUUUGUCGGUAUUGCACAAAUCUAUGUGCCAAGUGGUCGGUUCCUUAGUUCAAAACACGCUAGUCAAUUUAAAAAGAAAAACUACGUUAAAACUCUUCUGCAAAAAUAUCCUCAAAUAAUGAUAACAAAAAACAUCGAUCUGCAGAUCUGAUAUUUAAAUAAAGAUAUAUUAAAAGUAUUAAAGUUUAGAAACAGGUUCUAUUUUUCUUUGAAAAGUUUUUAAACAAAAUCAAAAUUUACCUUGUGGUAUCCAGGUGGUAUCCUAUUAUGAAACUAAAUCUUAAUAAUUAUUAGAAGUCUUAAUUUGUUAAUUUUUUCAGUUGUUAUAUAUUAAAAACAAAAAUUUUUGCGAAAGAUGAAAAGAACAUCUGAGAUAGAAAUAUAUUAUUCACAGAUAUAUUUCUUGUGAUAAAUUUUAAAUGUGUCUUACAAUUAUAUAAGAAAAAUUUUCUCCACAGCACCUGCAGCUAUUUGCUGGUGCCAGAAAUACAUGUUUAACCUCCAAAUUGAUAUGGAAAUAAAGAUUUAUUGAUGUGACAGUU